Molecule: messenger RNA, 807 nt
Organism: Talaromyces stipitatus ATCC 10500
Lineage: Eukaryota; Fungi; Ascomycota; Eurotiomycetes; Eurotiales; Trichocomaceae
Product: beta-1,6-glucan boisynthesis protein (Knh1), putative
Exons: 4
Coding region: 1-807 (268 amino acids)
Biological process (GO): fungal-type cell wall organization; cell wall biogenesis; (1->6)-beta-D-glucan biosynthetic process
Cellular component (GO): extracellular region
Source: RefSeq, a predicted model, not a curated record
AUGAAAUUGACCAAAGCUACCUCGCUACUCGCAUUAAUAACUCUCCCUCUGCUAGCAUUUGCUGAUGUGGAGUUCAUAGAACCUCGCGCAGGUUCAACGGUUAAGAGUGGUGACAUAUUGACUGCCUAUUGGAAAGAUUCUGGAGACUUGCCUAGUCUCUUAGAGCUUCAUGAGUAUGAUCUCUUUCUAUGCGCCGGGGGUCCUGAGAUCGAAUACUCUGAGGAGCUGGCGUUGCUCGUACCAAAUGGUCUUUUCGACAAAGGGAAUUCUGUCUCUUUCCAGAUUCGAUCAGAUCUGGGGUCUGAAUACCCUGACGCAUAUUUUCUCAAAAUGACAUCCAGAGGAACCAAUAACAUGACACUCGUCAACUAUUCCGAGCGAUUCUCAGUGACUGGCAUGACGGGAACAUUUUCGGAACUGGUCCAAUAUGGACUAUUGCUCGCCGCAAACGACACCGCCAAAUACCACCAGGAGCUGAAAUUAAGAAAGAGGCAGGUAGCGACGGCCAUCAUUCCCGCCAAAGACGUGUAUAACGUUCCGUACCCUCAACAAACCAGGGGAUUGACCAAGUAUGCGCCUAUGGGCAAACGACCAGCCACCACUAUUACGGCCAAGAGCGGUCCUCCUCAAUUUCCCACCAGCGCUUUCGAAGUGGCUCACACGUUUUUACCAAUCCCAACUUGGCAGACUACAUUGACUGCUUCACGGACCUGGACCACUUCUGGAAUGGAGAAUCCUGCAACUCCGGCACCACACCCCAAAGAUGAUAUGCAAAUAUAUCUCAGAAGGUGGGCUGAUGAUGAAUGA